UCAGAGCUUGGGCUGAAGGGGAUGUCACUUUAAUUGCUUACAAUGUUGUUUUGCCGAUUCGUAUAUUUAGACUUCUAGAACGACAGGCUAUCAAACAAACAACAAUUUUGUGUCCUUGAUAUACUCAACAAAAGACUUCAUGUUAGAUACGGACAUUCGAUCAACAUGAUGGUUCUGAGUUUUGCUGGGGGAAAACGAAGGUCAAACAACUUUACCGACGACUUCAAUUACUUCUGGAGCGUCAUCUUCAUCGCCAUACCCGCAGUCUUCUUUAUAGCUGUCCGAACUUUAUUCGUCCGGUCUGCUAUAACAUGUUAUAUUCCGGCACAUAUGACAAAUUCGCAUGCCUACUUCAUUCACCAAGCCUGCUGGCUGAACGACAAAUACCAGCCCAUUCUGGACACCACCCCAACUACAGACGACAAGCUGAUAAGUGAUGAACCACGCGUGACGUCGCCUCACGACUGGAUACCAUUCAUGCUGUUUAUUAUGUUACUUUUGUUUAGCAUUCCACAAGGUCUACGUCAUGUUGCUAAGCGAUAUUUUAACCCUAACAGAUCAACCCAUGACAGGAAGAUAACAGAAGGCGGGAAACAUGUUGCUGCGGAGAUCGCGGAAACUAUUUUCGAUUCUGCGUCACAGAACACACAGACAUUCUGUCUUCUAAUCAUCAAGGUCAUGAUCCUUGUCAACCUGGUUCUCCACUUUCUGUUCAUAAAGUUCCACUUCAGGGAUCAAAGUCGUGCCGCCACUUAUAACACAUCGGCAAAUGGUGUCGUUGAUAUUUCUUACACAGAUGAAGGUUUUCCCAAAACUGUUCUUUGCGAAACUUAUGUCCAAAUUCAUUCAACCCGUCAAGUGUAUACAUUAAUGUGUACGAUUGCUAUUAACAGCGUGUACGAGAACUAUUUUGUUUUGUUAAGUCUUUGGUUUGCCUUCGCUGCUAUUUUGUCCUUGAUUGGGUUCGUUUGUUACGUUACUUUUUGUUGCUAUGGAACUUACACGAAGACAGUCCUGUCACAAUAUGUACCCAAGGAAGAUUUGGAUACGAUAUUGAAGAAAGUUCAAAGAACAGACGGGCUAUUUCAGCUAUGGAGACUAUGUAGGAAUGAAGACGCGAGCCUGGUCCGAGACGUUUCCCAGCUGCUGCGCGAGAUUAUAAGAACGACACCUUCUGCUAGAUAUGAGAGCGAAGAACCAGCGGGGGAUAACUCUAUUCGACCACCAGAAAUAAUAAUAGAAACACCUGUUGAACAGUUUGAAGUAGAGGAACCAUCUAAGCUUGAAGUAUAGAUAAAGAAUAAUAUACUUCCAA
This is a messenger RNA of Patella vulgata (common limpet), 1315 nucleotides long. Its product is annotated as innexin unc-7. The record is from RefSeq and is a predicted model, not a curated record. NCBI's taxonomy places the organism in Eukaryota, Metazoa, Mollusca, Gastropoda, Patellidae. The transcript is spliced from 2 exons. The coding region runs from base 166 to 1293 and encodes 375 amino acids.